Molecule: messenger RNA, 3858 nt
Organism: Mercenaria mercenaria
Lineage: Eukaryota; Metazoa; Mollusca; Bivalvia; Venerida; Veneridae
Product: zinc finger CCCH domain-containing protein 14-like
Exons: 4
Coding region: 234-692 (152 amino acids)
Biological process (GO): regulation of mRNA stability
Cellular component (GO): nucleus; cytoplasm
Molecular function (GO): poly(A) binding
Source: RefSeq, a predicted model, not a curated record
GCUUUGUAUCGACAAGGAUGCCACCGGGGGCAUCAAGCGUUUAUUGAACGCAGCUGCUUGUUUAAUUAAAGAUUAAGUACUUUUUAAGGUUGUUGACGUAAUGUCACUUUCUGCGUUUGUUUAUUGAUCAGUAUUUGUGAAAAAAAAACUGUACACAAUGCCUUGUUUAUUCACAAUCAUGUUCUUACAUAUAAAAAAAUCUGACAUGGUUUCUAAUGUUUUUUGCAUGAUUUAUGACAAUAUCAAUGAAAAUUAAUUUCAGGACAUUCCCGUAUUGUAAAUUUGGUGACAAGUGUGUGUACAUUCACCCGAACUGUAGAUUUGAUGCUAACUGUACGAGAAUGGACUGUCCAUAUACCCACUCUAGCAAGAGAACUGGCCUUAUGGCACCUACUGUUAUACAUAAAAUUGUACAAGUACCUAUGCAGCCUUAUAUUCCCCCUGUAGAGCAGUACCAGUCAAUGAAGCCCCAGUCUACACAGUGUAGAUUCUUUCCAAACUGUAGAAAUAUGGCAUGUCCAUUUACUCAUCCAAAGCCGUGUCGGUAUGGUAUAGGGUGUAUGAGCAAGAGCACAUGUACAUUCUACCAUCCACCUCUCCCUGGUGCAGACAAGCUCAAGUGGUCCUCGGCCAAAAAGAAAGAAUCAAGUGACAGUAUAGCAGCAUCUGGAACUUCAGAUGUCAAAAAGUAGAAGAUAAUUGUUGCCAUGGAUACAAGACGAUUAUUGCAGCCAUCAGUAUUUUGUGAAUGCACGGGAUAAGAGUAUAAGCAAGAUGUACUGCAGAUUUCCCUCUGAAUCUGUUUCCUAAGAACUAUUUGAAUGAAGUUUUAUUUGCAUUUUCUGUGCAGUAAGUCACAGAAAAAAAUGUUAAUUCUUAAGCUAGGAAAUAUUCACAGGAUGAUAGCCACUAUGGACAGAAUUAUUCAGACAGAAUUAUUCAGACAAUAUCACAUGAAUUUUUUUUCUAUGUUUUGGGUUCUUUUGAGUAAAUUUUCACACUUAUUGGGUCAGUUUAGCCAUUUAAUUUAGCAAUUAAAGGUUUUACUCUAAAAUAAUAGCGUAAAAGCUAAAUGGCAAAGUGUUUGUAAAAAAUUGUAUUGAAAGUAUUUAGGACUUUUGAGUUGAUUGCUUUUAGAUAAAUGUGUCUUGUUAAUAUGUAUUUGGGUUAAUAAGAAAUCUGCAGUAUUAUGCUUGCUCUUACUCUUUCCUUUCUUUUCCCCCCGGAAUCUUAUGGAGAUAACUCGACCCUUGGAUUUCUGCUUGCUGACACGUUCGGGAAAUGUGACCCUGGGGAUAACGCUCAAAGACGUAAGGAUUUAGGAGUGGAAUCAUUCAGCUGUUGACCUAGAGACUGUCACUGGUUACCCUAGAGAUUUGUGCAAAAUUGCAACUCCUGUUAAACGUAUUCCAGCCUUUACUGUGGAGAUAUUUGUUGAACGAUGAAAUAUGUGGAGUAUUUCAACCUUUAUGUGGAGAUAUUUGCUGAACUGUGACACCUUUGUAGAGAUAUUUGCUGAACUGUGACACCUUUUUGGAGUAGUUCAGCAUUUACAGUGGAGAUAUUUGCUGAACUGUGACACCUUUGUGGAGUAUUUCAGCCUUUACUGUGGAGAUAUUUGCUGAACUUUGACACCUUUGUGGACUAUAUCAACCUUUACUUUGGAGAUAUUUGCUGACCUGUGACACCUUUGUGGACUAUUUCAGCCUUUACUGUGGAGAUAUUUUCUGAACUUUGACGUUUUUGUGGAGUAUUUCAGCCUUUACUGUGGAGAUAUCUGUUGAACUGUGACACCUUUGUGGAGUAUUUCAGCCUUUACUGUGGAGAUAUUUGCUGAACUGUGACACCUUUGUGGACUAUUUCAGCCUUUACUGUGGAGAUAUUUGUCGAACUGUGACACCUUUGUGGAGUAUUUCAGCCUUUACUGUGGAGAUAUUUGCUGAACUGUGACACCUUUGUGGAGUAUUUCAGCCUUUACUGUGGAGAUAUUUGUCGAACUGUGACAUGUGUAUGGAUUUCUUCAACCUUUGCCCUCAAACAAUAAAACCAGUGUGUUGAAAAUCUUUAAAAGAUGGUGUUGAGAUUUAUGUGACACUGUGACUCUAGUUAAUGAACCCUGUCAACAGCUACUCAGAAGCAGGGAGAUAAAUGUGUAAUGUGGAUGCAUAUCUUGAGAUUUAGCCAAAAAUGUGAUAACAGUUGGAAGGUUCAUGUCAGCCUGGUAUUUUUCAAGCAAGAAACUUCAUAUAUAUAUACAAAUAUAAUGACAAUAUGACACAUUAUGUGAUAUACAUAGUUCAGCUACUCUAUAUGAACAUGUGACAUCAUGGCACCUAGAUUCUGAUACAGUUUGUCAGUAAAUUAGGACAAAUUUACAGCGACCAACACAUAUCUGUGUAAAGAUGAAUCUUUUAACACUACAGCCUGUGCUACUUAAAUUUUAAAUUGUACAUAGAAUUUUGGUUGGUGCAGAUUGUUAACAAUAUAGGUUAUAGUUGAUUUAAAAAUUGUUCUUUGUCAGAAGGACAUCUGCCCUUAGUUACCUGUACAACUGCAAAAACUAGUCCGCUUCCAUCAAGUUUUGAUCAUGUGCAUUCAUUCAUUCAUUAAGCAUUAUAACAGAAGAUAGUUGGUAGACAUGGUCUUUGUUGAUUGUAUAAGACAAGUUAUCAGUUUAAUGGAGUGUAUUAGAGCUAUAUGUGUGUUAAAGGCUAUUUUUUGUUUUAAGUUUUAAAAAAUACAUAUAUCCUUUUCACUGAAUGUCACAAGCUGAAAUAGCACAAUUGAAUAAGAAAAGAGAUAGUGGUGUAUGUUUACAUUUAUUGCAGUAUUCAUUGUUUAAGUACAGAAAAUCUGCGUUGAUUACAUUGCUGUUUGAAGUAAAGUUGUGUAUAACAUUCAAACUAUUACAAAUAAGAUUUCCUUCAGUGAAGUAAGUCAUGUGAAUCAUUUAUUACACAAGAGUGUAAAAUAAAACUCAGUCAGUUCCAUAUUUCUGUAGAAAAAAUUAAUUACCGUGUUGAUGAUUUUUAGUUUGUUACUUUCAAAUGCUCUUUCUGUUGAAAAAAAAAAAAUAUUACAGUCUUCAUUAUAGUGAUAACUGAAAAACUUUAGAGAACAAUUGAUAUAUUCCUCUUUACUUAUUCAUACAUUCAUUUCAUUCUCUUAACAUUCUUUCCCAUCUUCACUCAUUCAUUCAUUUCACUUCUUUGCUCAUUCAUUCUUUCUUUCUUCUGUACUCAGUACUAAUUCAAUCAUUCAUUCAUUCCUUUCUCUUCUUUAUUCAUUAUUCAUCGAUUCAUUCAGGUUUCAUGUACUUCCUAACCAUUAAAGGCAUUCAUUAUGUUAAAAAUUCUUCUUUUGUAUUCUGAUAAGUAUCCAUUGUAGAAGUUCCUGCAGUCUCCUGUCCAGUUGUAAAGCAAAGUUGAUAAGUCAGUGCUAAUAUUCUUUCUACUUUCCUUGAAAUUUGGGUGAAUAUUUUUGUUUGCUUGUGGAAAAGCAGUCUGAAGAUGAGUGGUCAUCUAGGUUUACAGAUGAAAACUACAGGCCAUCAAGCAUUUCCUCUAUUCCCUAAUUUUCCUCAAGAAAUUCUGUUUUUACUUGUAAAAGUAGCAGCCUCUGUGUCCAAGUGGUUAUGGUUGCUGGCUUGAAAUCAUUUAACUCAUGCAGAUAUUGGUGUGAAACCUCCCUCGAGAUGUAGAAUUCUUCAUAUGAGUUGGCUUAUGGAAGGUCCGUGGUUCUACCCGCCUAAAUUAGUGGGGCACCUAGGAUUUUCCCCAGACCUGAAUAGCUGGAAAAUUACCUAAAUUGUGUUGGUGUGACACUACUAACCCCUCCCCUCGCACCCCCCCCCCCACC